CAAACGAAACGGACGUUGGCGUGUCGGGUGAGCGAUUUGUAAAAAAAAAUAUCAAAUACGGAAUUAAAAUAUUUUUUUUUGUUCUGUGUAUGUGUGUCUGAAUAAAACGAGGUUUGAUCAGACAUUUGGAUUAUUACUCUGAUCUAAAUUUGAAAAGUGAAUAGAAGUCGCUCACUCUCGUCUCGUGUGCUGUGUGCGUCUGUGUGACAAAAAUUCUACGCUGCCGUUCUAAAUUUAAUCUUGAUUUAAUGACUUAAACGCACCGCACAAAAAAUUAAGUAAAAAGUUAGAAUAAAAAAGUGAAAAAACUGCCAAAAAACCGACAAAGAAUGGCUAACGAAAGCAAUGGAACGGGUCUUCGGAUCACAAGAUCCCGAUCAAAAUGGGUGAAUUUCCUUCAAAGGAACUCGUUGACAUUUUUCACAGUUCUUGCUGUGCUCGCGGGAUGCGGUUUAGGCUUGGGACUCAAAACUUUAGGGCAUUGGACGCCACGUGAACGGAUGUACCUCAAAUUUCCCGGUGACAUUUUCCUGCAAAUGUUGAAAUGUCUCAUUGUGCCGUUGCUCGUUUCGAGUAUCACGAGUGCCAUUGGCGCCCUGGAUUUGUCGUUGUCGAAGAAAAUUGCCGCGCGCUCGAUCGUUUAUUACUUUUUCACAACUUUAUGCGCUGUCGUGUUGGGAAUUGCGCUCGUUAGCAUCGUCAGACCCGGAGACGUCGACACAUUUACGCAAGACGACACGAUGAAAGUCACAAAACGUAACGUCUUGACAGCAGACACUCUCAUGGAUCUGAUAAGAAAUCUCUUCCCACCAAAUAUCAUCCAAGCAACGACUUUCCAAUACAAAACCGUUAUCUCGCUGCCUCCCGGAGUCAAUGAAACAAAUCCUGAUGGAACCAAAUUCCCCUUGGAACAAUACCACAUCGGCUCAGAAUGGUCACAAGGCACCAACGUGCUCGGUCUUGUCAUGUUCAGCGUCAUUAUGGGAGCAGUAAUUGGCAAAAUGGGCGUUCAAGGCAAACCUUUGCAAGAUGUCUUCCAAGUUUUGUCCGAAGGCAUGAUGAUUAUCACUUCUUGGGUCAUUUGGCUCUCUCCUGCUGGCAUUUUCUUCUUGAUUGCCGAAAAAAUGUUGGAAAUUGAGUCAUUUUCGAAUGUUUUUGUCACACUCGGAUGGUAUUUCAUGACUGUCAUGAUGGGUCUCAUUAUUCACGGAUUCGGCACAAUUGCCUUGAUUUUCUUCUUGACCGUUCGAAAGUUGCCAUAUCCGUAUAUCGCGAAGAUGGGACAAGUACUUGCUGCGGCUUUUGGUACGGGAAGCAGUUCUGCUAUCAUGCCCGUUACGAUUGGAUGCCUCGACGACAUGGGAAUCGAUCCGAGAGUCACGCGUUUCGUCAUUCCCGUGGGAGCGACAAUCAAUAUGGAUGGCACGGCGUUGUAUGAAGCUGUUGCAGCAUUAUUUAUUGCCCAAUUGCGUAAAGUUCCAUUGACUUUUGGCCAUAUCGUUGCUGUGAGUAUUACAGCCACUGCUGCUAGUAUUGGAGCUGCUGGAAUCCCACAAGCUGGUUUAGUAACGAUGAUCAUGGUCUUGGAUACCGUUGGAUUACCUGCUGAGGAUGUUUCUAUCAUCUUAGCUGUUGAUUGGCUUUUGGAUCGAUUCCGUACCACAAUCAACGUCAUGUGUGACAGUUUGGGCACAAUUAUUGUCGAUAAGCUUUCACGAAAUGAUUUGAAGGAUUUGGCACCGCAUGAGCCUCACGAGUUGGUUGAACUCAAAUCGGGCGAAAAUGACGACAAAUAAUAAAUUCCAUGAAAUAAAGACGCAACUUUUUUUUCGUUCUUCAAGUUAGAGAUACGGAUCCUCUAAUGAAGCCAACAAAGUUUUUAUAACGCUUUUACUCGAUACUCUUGUUAUUUACAAAUAUUUUAGCAAAGCAGACAUUUAAUUUUAAGGAUAACCGAACAUAUUUACAAAUUAAAUACAAAAACAAACAAAAAGGUUCACGCUUAAAAUAUUUUAAAAAUUUAUUUUUAAGUUUUUUCUUUUUUUUCUCUGUUUUAAAAAUCACAAACAUCGAUAUACUUUGAAAUUUAUAAAAAUCAUAAGCAAAUAAAUAGA
Culicoides brevitarsis is the source of this 2114-nucleotide messenger RNA. RefSeq names its product excitatory amino acid transporter 3-like. NCBI's taxonomy places the organism in Eukaryota, Metazoa, Arthropoda, Insecta, Diptera, Ceratopogonidae. The record is from RefSeq and is a predicted model, not a curated record. Bases 330 to 1796 code for a protein of 488 amino acids. The transcript is spliced from 8 exons. Gene Ontology annotation, biological process: L-glutamate transmembrane transport. Gene Ontology annotation, molecular function: neutral L-amino acid transmembrane transporter activity; glutamate:sodium symporter activity; L-glutamate transmembrane transporter activity. Gene Ontology annotation, cellular component: plasma membrane.